Molecule: messenger RNA, 2911 nt
Organism: Dama dama (fallow deer)
Lineage: Eukaryota; Metazoa; Chordata; Mammalia; Artiodactyla; Cervidae
Gene: DBN1
Product: drebrin 1
Exons: 14
Coding region: 122-2104 (660 amino acids)
Biological process (GO): positive regulation of axon extension; regulation of actin filament polymerization; positive regulation of dendritic spine morphogenesis
Cellular component (GO): lamellipodium; site of polarized growth; dendrite
Molecular function (GO): actin filament binding
Source: RefSeq, a predicted model, not a curated record
GCUCGGCUCGCAACGCUGCAGAGGCUCUGAGGCGGCGGCGCGGCGACUCCGUCUUUCCCUCCCUCCUUCUCCGUCCGCCCGUCCGUGCGUCUGUCCGUUCGGCCUCGGUCCGGCCCGCAGCAUGGCCGGCGUGAGCUUCAGUGGCCACCGCCUGGAGCUGCUGGCGGCGUACGAAGAGGUGAUUCGGGAGGAGAGCACGGCCGACUGGGCUCUGUACACAUAUGAGGAUGGCUCAGAUGACCUCAAGCUUGCAGCAUCAGGAGAUGGGGGCUUGCAGGAGCUCUCCGGCCACUUUGAGAACCAGAGGGUGAUGUAUGGCUUCUGCAGUGUCAAGGACUCCCAGGCUGCUCUGCCAAAAUACGUGCUCAUCAACUGGGUUGGUGAGGAUGUACCUGAUGCCCGCAAAUGUGCUUGUGCCAGCCAUGUGGCUAAGGUGGCCGAGUUCUUCCAGGGUGUCGACGUGAUCGUGAAUGCCAGUAGCGUGGAAGACAUCGAUGCGGGCGCCAUCGGGCAGCGGCUCUCCAAUGGGCUGGCUCGGCUCUCCAGCCCUGUGCUGCACCGACUGCGGCUCCGUGAGGACGAGAAUGCCGAGCCGGUGGGCACCACCUAUCAGAAGACUGAUGCGGCUGUGGAGAUGAAGCGGAUUAACCGCGAGCAGUUCUGGGAGCAGGCCAAGAAGGAAGAAGAACUGAGGAAGGAGGAGGAGAGGAAGAAGGCCCUGGAUGAGAGACUCAGAUUUGAGCAAGAGCGGAUGGAGCAGGAGCGGCAGGAGCAAGAGGAGCGGGAGCGCCGAUAUCGGGAGCGAGAGCAGCAGAUUGAGGAACACAGGAGGAAACAACAGACUUUAGAGGCUGAGGAGGCCAAGAGGCGGUUGAAGGAGCAAUCUAUCUUUGGUGACCAGCGGGAUGAGGAGGAAGAGACUCAGAUGAAGAAGUCAGAAUCAGAGGUAGAGGAGGCAGCAGCUAUUAUUGCCCAGCGACCUGAUAAUCCACGGGAGUUCUUUAAGCAGCAGGAAAGAGUCGCAUCGGCCUCCGCAGGCAGCUGCGAUGUGCCCUCACCCUUCAACCACCGACCAGGCAGCCACCUGGACAGCCACCGGAGGAUGAUACCUACCCCCCUCCCUGCCCGGAGCCCCUCUGACUCUAGCACGGCCUCCACCCCUGUUGCUGAGCAGAUUGAGCGGGCCCUGGAUGAGGUCACAUCCUCGCAGCCUCCACCACUGCCGCCACCACCCCCAGCAGCCCAAGAGACCCAGGAGCCCAGCCUCAGCCUGGAUAGUGAAGAGACCAGCAAGGAAGCCAGAGCAGCAGCCCCUCAGGCCAGGGCUGGCCCCCUGGAGGAGUCCCCUCAGGCCUCGGAACCUCCCGAGGGCCAAGGCAGCCCCAUGGAGGAGAACUUGAUGUUCAUGGCAUCUACAGAGCAGGCAGACCUGGCUGCUGCUCUAGAGCCUGCCGUGGCUGGAGCCUCUGCAGCCGACAGCCCAGCAGCUGAUGCCAUUGAAACCGACACUGCCGCUGCUGACACUGCUGUUGCUAACACCGUCACCCCUGCCGCUGCCAGCCUCAUUGACCUAUGGCCAGGCAAUGGGGAAGGGGCCUCUGCACCCCAGGCUGAGCCUCGGGCCCCCACACCACCUUCAGGUGCCGAAGUCUUGCUGGCGGAGGUGCCCCUGCUGGAUGAGGUGGCUCAGGAGCCACUGCUGCCAGCAGGAGAAGGCAGUGCCAAUCUUCUCAGUUUUGAUGAGCUGCCUGAGCCGCCAGCCACCUUCUGUGACCCAGGGGAGGAAGUAGAAGGGGAGCCCCUGGCUGCCCCCCAGGCUCCAACUCUGCCCUCAGCUCUAGAAGAGCUGGAUCAGAAGCUGGAGCCAGAGCUGGAACCAGAGCCCCACCUGCUGACCAAUGGCGAGACCACCCAGAAGGAGGGGACCCAGGCCAGUGAGGGGUACUUCAGCCAAUCACAGGAGGAGGAGUUUGUCCAAUCAGAAGAGCUAUGUGCAAAGGCUCCGCCUCCUGUGUUCUACAACAAGCCUCCAGAAAUCGACAUCACCUGCUGGGAUGCAGACCCAGUACCGGAAGAGGAGGAGGGCUUCGAGGGUGGUGACUAGUCGUGGUGCCUGCCCUUAGGCUGCCCUCGCCAAGGCUGCCCACCUGCCCCGUCUCUGGCCAGAUGGUCCACAGUGCCUGCACUCGCAGCAGCUCCGCCUGGCACCCACUCUGGAUUCUGGCCCUCGCUGGGAACUUGGCCGCAUCCCUACCCACAGGGCCCUACUUUUACAGCUUUUCUUUUUUUUUUUUUUUUUUUUUAAAGUUGAUAGGAGACUUGUACAGUUGACUGGUUUUCCUCCCGUUGGUAGUUAAGACGCUGUUGCAAAUUCCACCCCCUUCCCACCCGGUCCAGAUUGUAGCUCUUAGUCCUUCCUGCUCACUCACCUGGCCGGGGUGGAGGCCUCACCUGGCGUGGGGGGGAAGUUCUGGUGGGAAAAUGUUCCCCCCACCUCUUUUCCUAGUUUUCUGUUUCUUGGAAAAAAUAUCACUUUGUAUUCUCUGUCCAGGGCUUCAGAUAUUUUGCACGAAUUUUAAAACAUGGCAAUAAAUGGCUCGUGGGCUCUGGCUCCCUGGGACACCCCUCCCCGCCCUUCUCUUGACCCCUCCCCACCUGGCCCAAAGGAAGAGAAGCAGGCCUAGCUGGGGCCUCUCAGCUUCCCGGCCCUUUCCUGCCCCCUCCUGCUGGGCAGGUCCCAGGCUGGAGGCCCUAGGCGUGAUUCAGGUCAGGGCUAUGGGUGGCCCCUCUCCACCUCCUCCCUCUUUGCUUGGGUUCCUUUUUCACGUUCAGUAACUGUUUUUUGGAAAGCACAAACUUCUGUAACAGGUCGUGCUCAUGUCUGUUAAUAAAGAAAUCCAGAUCCCUUCAG